Messenger RNA from Malassezia restricta, 2295 nucleotides. Its product is annotated as Hamartin protein. NCBI's taxonomy places the organism in Eukaryota, Fungi, Basidiomycota, Malasseziomycetes, Malasseziales, Malasseziaceae. Gene Ontology annotation, biological process: regulation of cell cycle; negative regulation of TOR signaling. The transcript has a single exon. Bases 1 to 2295 code for a protein of 764 amino acids. Gene Ontology annotation, cellular component: TSC1-TSC2 complex. The record is from RefSeq and is a predicted model, not a curated record.
AUGCCGCCGCCGUCGUUCUCGAGCCAGAGCUCGUUCCAGGUACAUGCGCCGCGCGGGACCGUUGCCUUGCUGAAGGAGGCGACGCAGGCCGUGUAUGCGCAUCUCCAAAAGGGCAGCGACGGUGGCGCAGCAUGGACUGCGUUGCAGGCGCUGCUAGCCGAUCUGCAUCUGGAUACGGACAUGUCGGAUCCCGAGUGGAUCCAUGCGCCUGAGCCGGAGCGCUCGGGUGCAUGUGAGUCGAUUGCGGAGCGCCUGCAUGUGGAUCUGAUCGAUAUGCACGGAGGCGCCGAUGCCGCGUGUAUGUUGCGCGUCGUCGAGCAAGCAGCGAUCCUGCUCGGCCCUGGGCGCCUGAUAGCCCACUGGGCCCAAGCCCUCGUGUUUCCUGCACUCUCACAAAGUCACGCGCUUUCGUAUGCCGAUGUAGCGCGUGCGCAUCGGCUGUGCGUGUACAUGAUGCUGUCUGUGCCCUUAGAAGUAUACGACGACGUCCAGGACACGCAUGCGUACCGCCGUGACGUGUCGCCAGCGUCGGAUGCUGCGCUUGCGUUCACCCAAAGUGUGUUCAUGCUCUAUGCUGAGGGACCCGUGCCAGGCAGGCACCCGGCUCUGGCGUCCCUGGAUACCAUCCUGAGCAUGUACAGCGAGACAAGACCGACCCCUUUUCUGCAUCACGUCGCUCUGACGCUCUCUCCUACGUGCACACACUUAUUGCAUGCGUUGAUCCUUUUUCUGCAGCGGCACACAAUGCACACGUACCGCAUCACGUCGACGUGCCUGCUGGAGGAGCUCCUCGCCUUGCUCGUGACGCUCGAUGACGCCACGGUGCUAGAGGAGGGGAUCAAGUGCCUUGUCAUGAUCCUGCCGCAUGUGCCGUACUGGCUGAGUCGGUCGGAGCCGAACAAGCUGCCAGCGCUCUUUCGUCUGUAUGCGCACGUUGUCACCGUGUUUGUGCAUGCCAACGAGCACGUUCGCCUGCUGUUUUCGACCGUGUACGGUCUGUUUCCUGGGGUGUUUUUGUGGUUUCUGCGUGCGCCGGACGCAUGCCUUGCCCAUCUCGGCGAUUCCGUGCCGUGGGACGAGAACGAUACACUGCCUCUGCAGCGCGGCAGUGACAUAUACCUGGAGCACCAUCUCGUGCAUCCCCAGCUGGCCAAACACGAGCCUGCGUCCGACGAGCCGGCCGGCCGCAUGUGGCAGCACAGCGAUCCGGCCGAUCUGCUGGCUAUGUGCCAGCGCUUGUACGUGCCCACCACGUCCAUUCCCGAUCGCGACGUGCCUCUACCUAUGGCGGACGAAUCGGGCGAUGUGCGUCUGCGCAGCGAAUGGCGCUUCGAGCUGUACAUGCGGGAGCAACUGCUCAUGCACAUUGGGUGCUUGCACCGCGACCGGAUUGCAGGCACGGCCGAGGAGGAGCAGCAGCAGCAAUUGCAGGACACGAAUCGGAUGCUGCGUACGCAGCUGCAGACGCUCCAGGCUCAUAUGGAGCAGCAGCGCGCCGAGGUCCAAGCAGCGAACGCGCGGCACAUGCAGUGGGAGAGCGAGCUCACGACGAAGCUGAAUACGUACCGUGAUGAGCGGCGCGGCUGGAUGCUGCGUGUGCAAGAGCUGGAGGUCGAGCUGGACAAGGCGCGCUCGGUCACCAAGUCGCAGGCCGACGUCAUUUCUGAUCUGGGCGCGCGUCUGUUCCGCGCCGACGCGGAUCUCCAACUGGCUGCGCCGAAAUUUGCGCGCCUGCAAAAGUACGAUGCCGCCGUGCAUCGUCUGCACGGCAGUCUGUCGGAAUGGGAGGACAAGCUGACGAACAUGGAUGCGCAGCGCGACGAAAUGAACAAGCUGCUAUGGCGCUUCCAAGCCAUGGAGCUGCACGUCGUCAACAGCGAACGCAGUGCGCGGCACUACAGCGAGGCGACGGAGCGUCUCUCGUACGACAAGGCGCAACUCGACCGCGACGUCCAGAUCCUGCGUGCGCAGGUAGCCGAGCAGCGCGAGCGACUGCAGCAUCUCGAGGCGCUGCGGUGGCAGCAGGCGGUGCCGCCCGCGCCUCCGGCGCCUGAUUUCGACACGGUGCACGCUUUGAAAUCGCGCAACGCGUCGCUCGAGCUGGAGCUGCUCGAGUGCCGCUCGCAGCUCGAGAAGCACGCGAUGGAUCGGGCGCAGGGCGAACGUCGCACGCACAUGACGCCGGCUCUCGCGGAGGCUACGCUCUUUUCGCCGAACACGCUGCGCACGCCGCAGGAGCCCGCGGUCGGCGACGAUGUCGUGCCGCCGUUGUCGCUCGGCCCACCUGCUCAGUAA